Messenger RNA from Toxorhynchites rutilus septentrionalis, 1338 nucleotides. RefSeq lists its product as uncharacterized. Gene Ontology annotation, molecular function: nucleic acid binding. Gene Ontology annotation, biological process: DNA integration. The record is from RefSeq and is a predicted model, not a curated record. Lineage: Eukaryota; Metazoa; Arthropoda; Insecta; Diptera; Culicidae. Bases 1 to 1338 code for a protein of 445 amino acids. The transcript is spliced from 3 exons.
AUGAAAGGUGUAACUAUUUUGUGUCACCUCGAUAUAACCGAUGCUUAUUCUCACUUGACGGUUGAUGAAGAUUUCAGUCAUGCUCUUACACUGAACACACCUACGCAUGGAUUGAUUCGCCCUACACGAGCUGUAUACGGCGCAGCGAAUAUUCCUGCAAUUUGGCAAUGGCGAGUGGAAACGGUUCUACAAGGACUUCCGAAUGUUGUGAACUUCUACGACGACCUUUUAAUUCAUGCGGUUAACUUAGAGGAAAUGCUAAAUGUGCUGGAGAAAACGUUGGAUAGGUUAUGGACCAAUGUACUUCACUUAAAUCGAUCCAAGUGUGUGUUCGGAGCACCUGCUGUUGAGUUCCUGGGACAUAAGAUUGAUGCGGCCGGGGUGCACAAGUCCGACAGACAUAUUGAAGCAAUACGUGAUACGAAAAAACCAUCGAACGCUGAUGAGUUCCUGAUGUUUUUGUGCAAGGCAACUUAUUAUAGUGAUUUUAUUCCCAAUCUCUCCACACGAGACAAACCCCUCCGAGACAUGUUGCUCCAGGAGAACUUCAAAUGGAACACAAAUGCAGAUGCAGCGUACGAAGAAAUCAAAAGUGCGUUAAUUUCGCCGCAGGAUGAUAUUUUGGGAAGAAUUGUUCGUGCUCUAGAAGAUAGUCAAACGUUGGAACGUGUGGGCUUCAAAUCUCCAGAAAUCAACUAUCGAAUUGGUGCUGGCUGUCUAGUGUAUGAGCACCGAGUGAUCGUACCCCGUUCGCUACAAGAAACUGUUCUGAAGGAUUUACACGUGGGACACCUGGGAAAAGUGAAAAUGAAGGGGCUGGCGCGAUCAUUUGUAUAUUGGCCCGGAAUAGAUGCAGACAUCGAGCGGGCUGCGAAAAAUUGUCAUGAAUAUGCUAAAUACGCGAACGAUCCUCCAAAAUUUCGGGACCACGUAUGGAAAUAUCCGAAAGUGCCGUGGGAGCGCAUUCAUAUAGAUUUUGCUGGGCCUCUCCUGGAAGUGAUGCUGCUCAUAAUCACGGAUGCUUACACACACGGAGUUCCUGUUACAGUCGUUUCCGAUAACGGUACCAACUUUACAUUUACUGAGUUCAAAACAUAUCUUCGGAUGGUAGGCGUUAAGUAUCAUAAAUUGACUGCUCCAUAUCAUCCAUCAACGAAUGGGCAAGCCGAACGUAGUGUGCAGACGGUGAAAAGUGUCCUCAAAGCUAUGGAUACAACGAGAAGCAGUAUACAACAAAACUUGAAGACAUUUCUUCGUCAGUACAGGAGAGCGCCUCACUCUACUACAGGUCAACCUCCAUGUCAACUGUUUUUGGGUCGUAAUAUUCGGAUGCGCUAG